AUGACUAAACAUAAUCUUUGGUGGAACAUUGCACUUCAAGAACAAAAUGGCAAUAUUUUAUCUUCAUAUACAUUUUUUAAUUCUGGAAAUCAAUAUGAAUUUAAUGAAGAUUCAUCACAAUAUUGUCAAUCAACAUUAAAAAGUUUAACAAUUGGACAAAAACAAAUAUGUUUAUUACAUGCAGAUCACAUGCCAAUUGUUAUUCAAGGGGCAAGUAAAAGUAUUGAAGAAUGUCAAUAUCAAUUUCAAGAUCGUCAUUGGAAUUGUUCAACAGUAAAGGAUGAUACUGUGUUUGGACCUCUUCUCGAUCAUGCUAAUCGAGAAACAGCUGUGGCUCAUGCAAUAUUUUCAGCAGGUAUAACAUAUGCUGUUAGUCGAGCAUGUAAACAAGGUUUAUUAAAAUCAUGCACAUGUAGUCGAACUGCUAGACCAAAAAAUUUACCACGAGAUUGGUCAUGGGGAGGUUGUGGUGAUAAUAUCGAUUAUGGUUAUCGAUUUGGUCGAGAUUUUGUUGAUACACCUGAAAAAGAAAUUAAUUCUUUAGUUCGAUAUAAUACAUUUAUGAAUAGCAAUCAAACAAUGAUACAAGGAGGACGAAAACGGAAAUUUUUCAGACCUGGACGUAUAAGACGUCAAAUAAAUAUACAUAAUAAUGAAGUUGGACGAAGAGCUGUUUAUCGAUUAACACGAAUUGUUUGUAAAUGUCAUGGAGUUAGUGGUUCUUGCAGUCUUCGAACAUGUUAUCAACAAUUACCAACAUUUCGUGAAGUUGGUACAUAUUUAAAAGAAAAAUAUGAUAGUGCUAUUGAAGUACGUUAUCAACGUCGUUUAGGAGAAUUACGUUCACGUGAUCGUCGUUUUGUUGGACCAACUAAAGAUGAUUUAAUCUAUUUUGAAGAAUCAAAUUUUUGUGAAUAUAAUCCACAUAUUGGUUCAUUAGGUACAAAAGAUCGUCAAUGUAAUCGAACAAGUCAUGGAUCUGAUGGUUGUGCAACAAUGUGCUGUGGACGAGGAUAUAAUACAAUAAGAAAAUAUAUUCAAGAAAAAUGUAAUUGUAAAUUUAUAUGGUGUUGUUCUGUACAAUGUGAAACAUGUCAUCGAUUUGUAGAAAUUUAUGCGAGUUUCACCCAUUAUCAGAUUGUAUUGUGUUGA
Rotaria sordida is the source of this 1152-nucleotide messenger RNA. The record is from the annotation of a GenBank genome assembly. Lineage: Eukaryota; Metazoa; Rotifera; Eurotatoria; Philodinida; Philodinidae.